AUGCCCCUUCCUCGCAUCUUCCAUUUUUUGUUUCCAGAGGAGAUCAUUGGAGGUCAUGAAGCACAGCCUCAUUCACGUCCAUUCAUGGCUCUUGUGGCGUCACUUCAUGAUGGCCAGUGGGGAAGAUGUGGUGGUUUCCUUGUGGAAGAAGAUAUUGUCCUGACAGCAGCUCAUGUCCAGGAAAGCCCCGUGUAUGUCAUUUUGGGGGCUCAUGACAUUUUGUUUCAAGAAAAGACAUGGCAGAAAAUUCCUGUGAAAAAAGCGAUCCCCCACCCUAAUUUUAUCAAUGCGACUGCUAUAAAUGACAUCAUGAUAUUACAGUUGAAGACAAAGGCCCAACUGAAUGCAGCUGUGGGCCUGCUCCCCCUGCCUGGAGAAAGUGACCGGGUGAGGCCUGGUCAGGUGUGCAGUGUAGCUGGCUGGGGACUGAUUACUAAGAAUGAAACAACAAACAAGCUACGUGAGGUGGAUCUUAUCAUUCAAGAGCACUUCCAGUGUGGACGCCGCUACCCGAAUUAUGACAGUACAUCUCAGCUGUGCGUGGGAGAUCCUCAGAAACAGAUGUGUUCCUUUAAGGGAGACUCUGGAGGUCCAUUGGUAUGCAAAAAUGUGGCCCAGGGCAUUGUCUCCCAUGGAAAUGAAGACGGAACUCCUCCACGUGUCUCCACCAAAAUCUCCAGUUUCUUGCCCUGGAUAAAGAAAACAAUUAAAGGUCUCCACCUGGAAGAAUCACCCUGA
Molecule: messenger RNA, 738 nt
Organism: Elephantulus edwardii (Cape elephant shrew)
Lineage: Eukaryota; Metazoa; Chordata; Mammalia; Macroscelidea; Macroscelididae
Product: granzyme H-like
Exons: 4
Coding region: 1-738 (245 amino acids)
Biological process (GO): proteolysis
Cellular component (GO): cytoplasm; intracellular membrane-bounded organelle
Molecular function (GO): serine-type endopeptidase activity
Source: RefSeq, a predicted model, not a curated record